CCCUCACGCAAGGGCGUCAGGCAUUGGAUAAUUAGCCAGGCAUGGCUUCCACAGGUCCAAGGCAAAAGCGGGAAGCUGCAACUCGGCGGAGAUCGAGAUUUGGCUGCCGAAAUUGCAAGCUUCGCAAACUCAAGUGCGACGAAGGCAAACCCCACUGUAAGAGAUGUCGUUCAUACGGGGUAUUAUGCAACUUUGUGUCAAACAUUUCCGAUCUCCAGCCUAUCACUGCUGAUACAGGGCGAUCAUUGGUGGUUCAGCGUCCUCUCACCAAUGCUGUCUGGACCUCUGAUGCAUCCAUUUCCUACCAGCUAAACGCCAAGUGUCAAGAUUUCAUCACCAGGUACCUGGGACGAAGUCUCAUUACCCCAAAUGAUCCGAAUAUGAUCCAAAUGAAUCGUAAGCUCCUGGAACUAGCUUUUGCCUACCCCUGCUUAAUGCACGCCUCUCUAGCUGUGGCGCUAACAUAUGACCGCCAUCUAAAUGGCUUGUUAGAUCGUCCUCGCACUCUAGAAGAGUGUUACCACUGGGCUCAAGCUACCGUUCUCUUCAACAAACUGCUGAGGCAACCGAUGGAAGCAAAGGAUAAGGAUCCAAUCUGGGGCACUGCGGCGGCUCUCGUUAUCUUAACUUUCUCAUCCCCUGAGGCAUCUACCCCCGAACAAGCGUGGCCUCUUAAUUCAUCCGACUCCGACCUAGACUGGCUGCGUAUGAGCAAGGGCAAAAUGUCCUUGUGGCACAUGGUGAAUCCGCUGCGAUCAGACAGCCUUUUCCGCGUCAUGGCGGUGACUUUUGCUCAUAUGCUUUCACCAUUCCCAGAGACAGGUAUCGACGGUAUACCCAGGGCCUUGGCUGCCGUGUGUAAUCUCGGAGAUACAUCAACGGCCGACAAUAAUCCGUACUUCCAUGCUGCCCACGCGGUAUCCCCGAUCUUGGAUCUCCCGGAUAGCGAGGUCACAAUGGGACCAACUCAACUCUUCAUGCGGAGUAUCCAUGGCCCUUUUGAAGACUUGCUCCGGAACAGGGACCCUAUUGCGCUGUUGUUGCUCUAUCUGUGGUACCGCAAAGCAAGUCGCAGUAUUUGGUGGAUUGAACUGAGAGCUAGAGUGGAAUGCCCUGCAAUUUGCCUCUAUCUGCGACUACAUCAUGCAGAUAAUGGUCCUAUUCAGGAAUUCCUUCCGGGAGGAGCUCUUACUCAAGUUCCCCUCUGAAACCUUUGACAGGCAUUGCAGCAGUGAUUUCUAUCCCAUUGUCGAAUACACCUGUCAUGAAUCCUUCUGAUAUUCCUUGCCAAUGUCGGGUAUCCAUGUCACAGGUGUUAGGAAUCAAUCUCUGCACGUGCUGGUGGCUUUCUGGUGGC
Messenger RNA from Aspergillus sclerotioniger CBS 115572, 1357 nucleotides. RefSeq names its product Zn(II)2Cys6 transcription factor domain-containing protein. The transcript is spliced from 2 exons. Gene Ontology annotation, molecular function: DNA-binding transcription factor activity, RNA polymerase II-specific; zinc ion binding. The record is from RefSeq and is a predicted model, not a curated record. NCBI's taxonomy places the organism in Eukaryota, Fungi, Ascomycota, Eurotiomycetes, Eurotiales, Aspergillaceae. The coding region runs from base 42 to 1208 and encodes 388 amino acids. Gene Ontology annotation, biological process: regulation of transcription by RNA polymerase II.